CGGUGCGCCCACCCUUGCCGGGCAUACGAAAGGACCCUCGGCCUAUUUCAUGAUCGGCUCUGGAACGUCCAGGACCAUCAGCGUCGAUCUCUUCCUCUCCAGCGACCCCACAGCAUUCUCACCAUCACACGGGGCACAAUGACCACACCCAACGACACCCCGCCCACCAGCAUCCUGUCGACCCACAGAGUUCUCUUCUGGUCCCUUGGCGGUGCUGCCCUGGUCCUCCUGGUUCUCGUCGCAUCCAUCCUCUGCAUCCGCGUUCGCCGACGCAGCCGCAGCUCCAAAUGUGCUCAACCCGUCGAAACCCUCGACGUUCAGCACCAAGCUGCCAGUCGCACGCCAGCCCGGCCUGCGCCCGACAAUCCAGACACCCUGCUGCGAGUUGUGACGAUCGAUUCCAGCAUCGAUUCGGGGCUUCUCGACUCGCCUGUGAUUGCGGCCGCGGAUGCAACCCCAAACGACGCUGCAGCCACCGGACUUCCCUGGCCGGCCCUGUCUCCGCUCAUCAUGAUCACUCCGCCUGGACCGACAGAGCAUGACAGCCAUUCCUUGAACGACUCUGUGGCUGCCCGGGCUGGUUCGGAACUCGCACCGCCUGCAUCCGAGCAGCCCAUCGCCUCGACAUCCGACAGCGACCCGGACCAGGCCACGAUCUGCGACUGGUCCGAACUCCGGACAUCCUUGCUCAUGAACGGCUCGUCAAUCUCCGUGCCCUCGAGCCUCGACUCGCAGAUGACGAUUGCUCGCCGCGCACUACCAGCGGUGCUCUGAUGUGAUCGCUCCGUCUUGGCCUCGGGCACUGGCCGGGCGUGGGAACAAAGUCUGGCUCGGAGUGCAGUGGCAUCAAUCGAUACUUGGGCCCUGGAACAGAUAGAGCAGAUAGAGCAGAUAGAGCAGAUAGAGACGAUAGAGCAGAUAAAUCAAUAGAUAGAUAGAACGC
Messenger RNA from Polychytrium aggregatum, 943 nucleotides. RefSeq lists its product as uncharacterized. NCBI's taxonomy places the organism in Eukaryota, Fungi, Chytridiomycota, Chytridiomycetes, Polychytriales. The record is from RefSeq and is a predicted model, not a curated record. The annotation marks the transcript as partial. The transcript has a single exon.